This is a messenger RNA of Monopterus albus (swamp eel), 6047 nucleotides long. It is a transcript of the gene sorbs1, whose product is annotated as sorbin and SH3 domain containing 1. Gene Ontology annotation, molecular function: protein binding. Bases 194 to 2647 code for a protein of 817 amino acids. The record is from RefSeq and is a predicted model, not a curated record. Gene Ontology annotation, cellular component: cytoplasm; cell-substrate junction; nucleus. NCBI's taxonomy places the organism in Eukaryota, Metazoa, Chordata, Actinopteri, Synbranchiformes, Synbranchidae. Gene Ontology annotation, biological process: cell-substrate adhesion. The transcript is spliced from 26 exons.
CUGACAGGACGCUGGUGGAGCGCAGCCGUCGGCGAACAGAGCUCAGUGAAGUGUGUCUGCAGCAGUGAGAACCACACUGGAUUACCACCACACGCAGGGCUCUCCAGCAGAGGGCAGUAUAAGACUGAGCACAACUCCCAUACGAUCAGGUCCUCAAACGGUCUGCGCUGUCAGGAUCACACCUCUGUCAACCAUGAAAGGCUCUCCUGACCUGAGUCCUGCUGCAGAGUUGGACCCCAGAAGAGUGUGCAAAGGGAAAGGAGUCGUGACUCUCAGGGCCACCCUAGUCCACAUAGAUGAUGAAGGCUGUGUCAGCGAAGAGCCAAAUGUCAUCACAACACCAAGUGGUUGGACGAGCCAGAUUAAUGGAGACAGCUCUAAAGCAGGAUUGGCUGAGGGAGGCAGCAACAUCACAGCUGAAUUACCUCAUGUAAACAACACUCAGUGCCAGGGUAAUUUGCCUGAAAGCAUAAAAGAAAAUCAGGGUCCAUCAUUCAGUGAGAUUCAGAACUGUAUCACAUCAACUUCCAGCUCUGUUUAUCCCUACACUAGCACAGUUAACCCCACCAUAGUCCUGCUGCAGCACAACAGAGAGCAGCAAAAGCAUCUUUCUCAAUUAAAAGACCCAACCCCAGAAAGAGACAAAAGCCCUGAUCCUGGUAGACACUCAGUUAGUCUAGUCUCUGAUAUGAACGGGAAGAGGCUGCAACUAUCACUGCACUCCCCUGCCCUCAGUCCUCUGAACAAGCCCAUUGUGCCUGUACGGAACACUGAAAAGUCCAAAGACUGGUAUAAGACGAUGUUCAAACAGAUACACAGAAUACCUGAGCCUAUUGAAGAAAACCCUUACCGCCCCACCUACAUUUUCCCUGAGAACUAUGACAGUAAGAUGAAAUCAAAAGAUGAUGGUUCUACCCCCUUUGGCUACAUGGAAGAUGUGAAAGUGGUCCCACGGUCAAAAAGUGACAUCGAGGUCGAUUCAAAAUGCCGGUUGAUGCCAGUGCCAACUCGGUCCUCUUCCCUUAAACCCUCUGUCGGAAGGAACGAGUGGGAGCCCCCAGAUAAAAAGGUAGAUACCAGGAAGUAUCGCGCUGAACCCAAGAGCAUCUUUGAGUACGAGCCAGGGAAAUCGUCGGUGCUGAAGCUGGAGAGAACGACUCAGGAUGUAAGUCCAGAAGAUGUAGAUUUAGAGAAUGAGCCUUGGUAUAAAUUCUUUUCAGAGAUGGAGUUUGACAAAUCGAGUGCCCCCUCUUUUGGCCCCCUGGAAACAGCCUCUGACCUGCAGCAGUACUCCUCGAGCAAGUCUGGACCCAACGAGGUGGAGAAGGACCGAGAAUCAUCCGCAACUGAGCCUGGGGCUCUAGAAUGCGACCGCCAUGUUUACAAGAGUGUCCUGGAGGGCGGAGACAUUCCCUUACAAGGUCUACGGGCCCUAAACAAGCGACAUGGCAGCUCCUCCUCCUCUAAAGACUCAUCCCCAGCUCAUGGGGAGAGCCAGGAUGAAGUAUUGCGGAGGCGUCAUGGGGACAAAGAGAAAAUCUUGGAGGAGCAGCGGCGGCUGAAGCGGGAACAGGAAGAGGCUGACAUAGCAUCAAGGCGACACACAGGCACUGUCCCAACGCACCACCAGUUCAUCACCAACGAGCGCUUUGGAGACCUGCUCAACAUCACAGAUAACACAGAGAAAAGGAAAUCAGGCAUGGAGAGAACUCCAGCCAUGGCUCGCUUUGACUUCAGAGCAGAAACUUUAAAGGAGUUAGCGUUUCAGAAGGGAGACAUUGUGUACAUCAUUAGACAGGUUGAUCAAAACUGGUAUGAAGGGGAACAUCAUGGAAGAGUUGGUAUAUUCCCACGAAGCUAUGUUCAGCUCCUCCCCCCCACAGAGAAAGCCCAUCCAAAGAAAAGUGCCCCAGUGCAGGUCCUGGAAUAUGGAGAGGCUAUCGCCCGCUUUAACUUUACUGGGGACACAGUGGUGGAAAUGUCUUUCAGAAAGGGAGAGAGAAUCACACUGAUUCGUAGAGUGGAUGAGAACUGGUAUGAAGGCAAAAUCUCAGGCACCAACCGCCAAGGCAUCUUCCCCGUUACUUACGUAGAGGUGCACAGAAGACCCCGCAUUAAAAAUGGGGUGGAGUAUCCCGAUCCUCCUGUCAGCCAGUCUCCACAGCGCAGCACCAAUGCUUCUCCUCAGUUUGUGAAGAAUGAGGCUGACCAUCACGGACGAAGCUCCAGAAGCCCUGUGAUGUUGUUUGACAUCCAGGACAACAAUAAUGUCAACUCGUUUGCGGAGGCAGUGUGUAAUGAGAUCUUGAAUAUAGCUGAGACCUCGGUUAGGUACUGCAGCACCCUGUCCUACCACCCCCAUGACUCUGUCCAUAGACUGCACCCCCACUCCAGUAAACAAUCUCUCAUCAUUUCCCAGCAACCCCAGUCCCACAGCAACAGCCCAGAGCCAAGGCGUCUCAACUGUGGAAUUUUCCAGGCCUUGUACAGUUACUUGCCACAAAAUGAUGAUGAGCUGGAGCUGCAGGAGGGAGAUCUCGUCAGCGUCAUGGAAAAGUGUGACGACGGCUGGUUUGUUGGUACCUCAAAGAGGACAAAACAGUUUGGGACUUUCCCUGGGAAUUACGUGAAGGAGGUGAAACUGUAAAACUAUCUAAUCUGGCUGUAACACAUGGCUGCCUGUCAAGCUUGGGAAGCUAUUACUACCGCGCAUGGCUGUUGGUUAGAAUAGUCAUUUAGCCAGGCAAAUCCAUUUUGUCUGGGAAAGUGAUCGGUUUGGCCCGAGGUAUGUCAAACUGCACGAGGCGAAGACAGAGAUAGCUCGCUGCCCAAGCCUCACUAUGGUCACAUUUCACACCUCUUGACAGAAUUAGUCCGUUCCACAUGUGGAAUUUCUUUGUGAAACUCUACCACACACUUACUUGUAUUGUGCAGUACACACAAUAGCUUCUAUUUUUGUCCAUGCAAAUUUACAGUUUACGUAGCACCUCAGGCUGAAGGCCGGCAGCAGAGCAGUGCAUGGAACAAAGAGUGGAUCUUAUUACCUGAACUGGACUUUGGCGGAGUCAGAAUGUAUUUUUGUGUAACGUGAGGUUGCUGCUGUUUGUCAUGAGCUACCUUUCAGGACCAGAUGUGCUUGCUACGAUUAGUUAAGUAUGAUGCAGGCCGUGCAUCUCAUGAAUCAAAUAUAUUUCUAUUCCUUUAGACUUUGCUUCCAAAAAAAACCUUCAGUGUUUGGAUUAACUUACCACAAAUGUAUGGAAUUUAAUAUGGUGGUUUGUUCUUGGUCAGCUUUCCUCAGUUUAAAUCUAAAAAAAUUAUUUAAAAUCAAUUCCCUUCAGAGUUUAAAUAUAUAAAGCCUUAUGUGUGAAGCCUCUUUAGAAAGACUAGUCUGAUGUACACUGCAGUACAGGUUAUGCUUUCUUUUGUGGAAUUCUUAUUUGAGUCAGUAUUGGCUUAUUUUGAAGAACAGCAGCUUUCACAACUCUCUGUGUAACCCAAAAAGCUUUAGAAACCACUUCAGUAUUGCCUUCUUUUUCUAUCCAAAGGUUGUCAUUAUAUAGGCAUAUGCGUGACUAGAAACACUAAAAUGUUGAAGUGUGCCCUUAGCUUCUCUUUUUCUCAGUUGCCACAAAAAACAUGGGUACAGGACACAAACUGUGUCACAUGUCUCACAUAGAAUGAAUGAAGGGAAACUUCCUAUAUUCUCAGAAACUAUUUAUUUUUCUUUUUAUACCUCCUCUGUUAAAACAGAGGUAAACUUUGCAGAUGGCUAAUGCCUGUAAGGUAGCUGGUGGUAGACGCCUGGCUCCAGCUCAACCACAGGACAGGCGUGGUAGCACUUAACUUUCUGUUUGGACAUUUAGGGAGAACCCACCUAACAACAUAUUAGCAGAUUAAUCAGUGAUGACAAAAAGUGAUUUAAUGUUUGACCUAAAGCCAACAAUGUGUCUUAGUAUAUAAUCAUGCUGAGUUUUAAAAGCAUAUUGAGGUUUUAAUGCCCUUAAUGACAAGAUUGUAUGUUUUAACCAUGUAAAUGUGUACAGACUUCAAGAGGCCUUCCAAAUAUGGCUCCAUAUUUUCAUAUUUAAUGACUACAACUUAGGUAAUGCAGUCAGUGGAAUGAUUCAAAUAAUAAGGCCAGCAUUAAUACAGCAUGUACUGUAAAAUCAGAUCAAAUUGGAGCAUGAAACACUAUCAGUCAACACAUCCAUAUUGGCCCCUUCAGCCUAAAGCAAGCAGAAGCGAUGAUAGGGUUAACAAGUAUCAAUAGCUCCCUGUGGAAGAUUGCUUUGAAUUCUGCUAUCAAAGCAUCGGAGCCGUCUUCCUGUGAGUACAGAGCUCCUUCAUGUACAGAUCGAUCAGAUCCUGUAACAGGCACCACAUACCAUAUUAGAUCCUCCACACAGAUAGAGAGAUGAUUGCUGUUCUUAUGUUUUCAUCGGAUUCUUUGUUGCCAUGAGCCUCUGUGAUGUGCUCAUCAGUCCUUACCUGUCAAACAGUACAGGCAAAUCACUCUUAGUGCUUGUUAGGGCCUGCUCACAGCAGCACAUGGCUGCAGUUUGUAGGGCAAUUGUUGUAAAGUAUUUUAAAGUCAGUUUAAUUUAUACCAGGAGUGUUGAACUAGUGGCCUGCAGUACUUGAGGCUGCAGGUAGCUGAAGUUUCCCAGUUUGCACAUUUAUAAUCAAAUGGUGCCAGACUAUCAGUGGGCCUUUUAAUAUAAUAUUAUGAUUUCCUGAGUCCACAAAAUCUGAAACAUAAUGUGAAAUAUUGAACAGUCACACUCAUUAGAUCUAAAAGUGGUCAUUUAAUUUAUCUGUUUUUUGUGCAUUAAUAUGUUAGAAACAGUUGUGUAGCAAUGACAAGUGUUGACCUGAUUUGCAACAUGUUCUGAAGCUGUAUGCAGCUACCACAUACAGGAAGGGAUAUAUGAAGUCUAAUGAAUUAGCAAUCAGUGUUUCAUCCACCCUGACAUUUACUAUAGAGAUUAAAUCCGGUGUCUCAUCCUGUGCAGUUCACCACUGAUAAUUUUGCCAACACCAGCAAAGGAAUAUUAUCUCAGCAAGAUAAAAUAUAAUUUGCUGCGUUGUGGGUUUGCCUGUAUAGCACUGAUAUAAUGUUCAGGUAUUUUGUUACACUUCAAAAGCAUGUUUUUUUUCCCUUAACUGCUGGUAAAAUGUUUUUAUUCCUGUGUAACUCCAGCUCCUCAUGAAUGUGCAGGUCGGUUGGGAGUUGGUUGACCUGUAUGCUUGUUCAAAAUGGUUUUUCUUCCCUGGUAGAACAAAGGGAGAGAUAUUUGCUCCAUCUCAAACACACUAUAUGGUAUGGUGGCCUUUGACUAAUCACAUAUUUAGCCACACGCAGCUUUGUUCUUUAAUAUUGUGCUCCAUAAAACAUCACAGGAUGUAUGAAUGUAUGAAUACAUGAAUGUGGGUGACAAUGUACACAUAAUAUGUAGAGAAUGUCUGAAUUUUCAUGAUCCUAAAUGAACAUGCAGACCGCUCAGCAGUGUGACACAAGAAGCAUUGUAAAUAUGUAAAAUAAAAGACAAACCAUGAGCAGUGGGAGCAACGGACAGAGGUCUCGAUCACAUGCUGCAUUUUCUUUACCUGGUGGAUUUUUGGCAAAGCACAGAGUGGAGUGUCACUGAACACAGUAAGGUUGACACAUAUGAGCAUUAUGCUGCCGUUUGUGAGGGUCAUAAUUUCUUAUAUGAAAAAUUGUGCCUCAUUUUCAUUAAGUUUUAUUUUUGGGGGGGUAUCACUGAAAUGUUUCCAUGACAUAUUUAAUGUAACUGUGGUUUUCCCAUUAGUCCUAGUCUCUGUGAUGGGAGAACAUUUACUAAGAACUUGUCAGUUACUGUGCAAGUAUCUAAAUGUAUGACACAAUGCUUCAACAUAAUGAUAAGAAUGGACUAGUUUGAUGAGACGCACAACCUGCAACAGGUUUGGUUUGUUUGCUUCAAUUUGCAGUGCUGUUACAUUGACAAUAUUAAAAAAAGUAUUAUACACUGCUGUGACUUCUGUAUUAUGCAAUAUUUAAUAAA